Messenger RNA from Vombatus ursinus (common wombat), 8030 nucleotides. It is a transcript of the gene ARHGAP5, whose product is annotated as Rho GTPase activating protein 5. Gene Ontology annotation, biological process: signal transduction. The record is from RefSeq and is a predicted model, not a curated record. The transcript is spliced from 7 exons. Gene Ontology annotation, molecular function: GTP binding; GTPase activity. Bases 204 to 4721 code for a protein of 1505 amino acids. NCBI's taxonomy places the organism in Eukaryota, Metazoa, Chordata, Mammalia, Diprotodontia, Vombatidae.
GCUGCCUUUGAGGAGGAGGCGGAGGAGACCGACCGUGUUAGGAAGAUGAUCCAUAUAAUUACGAAGACCUACUUUCUGCACAGAAAUGAGGAAAAUACAAUAUAGUUCUGCUAAAAUUGAAGAUCCGUGUUUUUGUGGAAUGUUUUCAGAAUGAGAAAUACAUCUGGUUACCUUGGUGAACGUAGAAGGAUGAGAAGAGCUUUAUGAUGGCAAAAAACAAAGAACCUCGUCCUCCAUCCUAUGCUAUCAGUGUAGUAGGCUUAUCUGGGACUGAAAAGGACAAAGGUAACUGUGGCGUUGGAAAGUCAUGUUUGUGCAAUAGAUUUGUGCGUUCCAAAGCAGAUGAAUAUUAUCCUGAGCAUACCUCUGUGCUUAGUACAAUUGACUUUGGAGGACGAGUAGUCAACAAUGAUCACUUUUUGUACUGGGGUGACGUAACACAAAGUGGUGAAGAUGGAAUAGAAUGUAAAAUCCAUGUCAUUGAACAAACUGAGUUCAUUGAUGAUCAGACUUUCUUGCCUCAUCGGAGUACGAAUUUGCAACCAUAUAUAAAACGUGCAGCUGCAUCCAAAUUGCAGUCUGCAGAAAAACUGAUGUACAUUUGCACUGAUCAGUUAGGCUUGGAGCAAGACUUUGAUCAGAAACAAAUGCCUGAAGGGAAACUCAGUGUAGAUGGGUUUUUAUUAUGCAUUGAUGUAAGUCAGGGAUGCAAUAGGAAGUUUGAUGAUCAACUUAAGUUUGUAAAUAACUUAUAUAUACAGCUGUCAAAAUCAAAAAAACCUAUAAUAAUAGCAGCAACUAAAUGUGAUGAAUGUGUAGAUCAUUAUCUUCGAGAGGUUCAGGCAUUUGCUUCAAACAAAAAGAACCUCAUUGUGGUAGAAACUUCAGCACGAUUUAAUGUCAACGUUGAGACAUGUUUCACUGCACUGGUACAAAUGUUAGAUAAAACCCGUGGCAAACCUAAAAUUAUUCCCUAUCUGGAUGCUUAUAAAACACAGAGACAACUUGUUGUCACAGCAACAGAUAAAUUUGAAAAACUUGUGCAAACUGUGAGAGAUUAUCAUGCAACUUGGAAAACUGUUAGUAAUAAAUUAAAAAAUCAUCCUGAUUAUGAAGAGUAUAUAAACUUAGAGGGAACACGAAAGGCCAGGAAUACAUUUUCAAAACACAUAGAACAACUCAAACAAGAACAUAUAAGAAAAAGAAGAGAAGAAUAUAUCAAUACGCUGCCUAGAGCUUUUAACACUCUUCUGCCAAAUCUUGAAGAGAUUGAACAUUUGACUUGGUCAGAAGCCCUAAAAUUAAUGGAGACACGAACUGAAUUCCCACUGUGUUUUGUGGUGCUAGAAAAAACACCUUGGGAUGAAACUGACCACAUAGACAAAGUGAAUGAUAGGCGAAUUCCAUUUGACCUCCUUAGCACUUUGGAAGCUGAAAAAGUCUACCAGAAUCAUGUACAGCAUCUAAUAUCUGAGAAGAGGAGGGUGGAAAUGAAGGAAAAAUUCAAGAAAACUCUGGAAAAAAUUCAGUUCAUUUCACCUGGACAACCCUGGGAAGAAGUUAUGUGUUUUGUAAUGGAGGAUGAAGCCUUUAAAUACAUAACUGAGGCUGAUAGCAAAGAGGUAUAUAGUAGGCAUCAGCGAGAAAUAGUUGAGAAAGCCAAAGAGGAGUUUCAGGAAAUGCUUUUUGAACAUUCUGAACUUUUUUAUGACCUGGAUCUUAAUGCAACACCCAGUUCAGAUAAAAUGAGUGAAAUUCACACAGUUUUAAGUGAAGAACCCAGAUAUAAAGCUUUACAGAAACUUGCACCUGAUCGAGAGUCCCUUCUACUUAAACAUAUAGGGUUUGUUUAUCAUCCCACUAAAGAAACCUGCCUUAGUGGUCAGAAUUGCAUGGACCUUAAAGUAGAGCAACUGCUUGCUAACAGUCUUUUACAAUUGGAUCAUGGUCGUUUACGCUUGUACCAUGAUAGUGCCAACAUAGAUAAAGUUAAUCUUUUUAUUUUGGGAAAGGAUGGCCUUGCACAGGAACUAGCAAAUGAGAUAAGGACACAGUCUACUGAUGAUGAGUAUGCCUUAGAUGGAAAAAUAUAUGAACUAGACCUUCGACCAGUGGAUUCCAAGUCGCCUUACCUUUUGAGUCAGUUAUGGAAUGCUGCCUUUAAGCCACAUGGAUGCUUCUGUGUGUUUAACUCUAUUGAAUCACUUAGUUUUAUUGGGGACUUUAUUGGAAAAAUAAGAACUGAAGCUUCACAGAUUAGGAGAGAUAAAUAUAUGGCUAACCUUCCAUUUACGUUAAUAUUGGCUAAUCAGAGGGACAGUGUUAGCAAAAAUUUACCUAUUCUCAGACAUCAAGGGCAGCAGUUGGCAAACAAGCUACAGUGUCCUUUUGUAGAUGUACCUGCUGGUACAUACCCUCGUAAAUUUAAUGAGACUCAAAUAAAACAAGCUCUUAGGGGAGUAUUGGAAUCAGUUAAACGCAAUUUGGAUGUGGUAAGCCCUGUUCCCACCAACAAAGAUAUAUCAGAAGCUGACCUGAGAAUUGUUAUGUGUGCCAUGUGUGGUGAUCCAUUUAGUGUGGAUCUUAUUCUUUCACCAUUUCUUGACUCUCAUGCUUGUAGUGCUGCUCAAGCUGGACAGAAUAACUCUUUGAUGCUUGAUAAAAUCAUUGGUGAAAAAAGAAGACGAAUACAGAUUACAAUAUUGUCUUAUCAUUCUUCAAUUGGGGUAAGGAAAGAUGAACUGGUCCAUGGAUAUAUAUUAGUUUACUCUGCCAAAAGGAAAGCAUCCAUGGGAAUGCUCCGAGCAUUUCUUUCAGAAGUUCAGGAUACUAUUCCAGUACAGUUGGUGGCAGUUACUGACAGCCAGGCAGAUUUUUUUGAGAAUGAGGCUAUUAAGGAGUUGAUGACUGAAGGAGAACACAUAGCAACUGAGAUUACUGCUAAAUUUACGGCAUUGUAUUCUUUAUCUCAGUAUCACCGGCAAACUGAGGUUUUUACAUUGUUCUUCAGUGAUGUUUUAGAGAAAAAAAUUUUGAUAGAGAAUUCCUAUUUGUCUGACAGUACCAGAGAGUCAACACAUCAUAAUGAGGAUGUUUUCCUUCCAUCUCCCAGAGAGUGUUCUUUUUCCUAUACUGGCUAUAUUGAUUCAGAAGAUGAUACUGAAGCACCACCACCUUAUAGUCCAAUUGGGGAUGAUGUUCAGUUGCUUCCAACACCUAGUGACCGUUCCAAGUAUCGUUUAGAUUUAGAAGGAAAUGAAUACCCAAUUCAUAGUACCCCAAAUUGCCAUGAUCAUGAACGAAAUCAUAAAGUGCCUCCACCAAUAAAACCCAAACCAGUUGUACCUAAGACAAAUGUAAAAAAAUUGGAUCCAAAUCUUUUAAAGACAAUUGAAGCUGGAAUUGGUAAAAACCCAAGAAAACAAACCUCUCGAGUUCCUUUGGCACAUCCUGAAGAUAUGGAUUCCUCAGAUAACUACGCAGAACCUAUUGACAGCGUUUUUAAACAUAAGUGCUAUUCUGAUGAGAUCUAUGUUGUCCCAGAUGACAGUCAGAAUCGCAUUAUUAAAGUUAGAAACUCAUUUGUAAAUAAUGCCCAGGGAGAUGAAGAAAAUGGAUUUUCUGAUAGAACAUCAAAGAGUCAUGGGGAACGGAGGCCUUCAAAAUACAAAUACAAGUCAAAGACAUUAUUCAGCAAAGCCAAAUCUUACUAUAGGAGAACACAUUCAGAUGCAAGUGAUGAUGAGGCCUUUACCACUUCUAAAACAAAAAGAAAAGGAAGGCAUCGAGGAAGCGAGGAAGAUCCACUCCUUUCUCCUGUGGAAACCUGGAAGGGUGGCAUUGAUAACCCUGCUAUUACUUCAGAUCAGGAAUUGGAUGAUAAAAAAAUGAAGAAGAAAACACACAAAGUAAAGGAAGAUAAAAAGCAGAAAAAGAAAACUAAGACUUUCAAUCCACCAACCCGUAGGAAUUGGGAAAGUAAUUACUUUGGGAUGCCCCUACAGGAUCUGGUUUCACCUGAGAAGCCUAUACCACUGUUCGUUGAAAAAUGUGUGAACUUUAUUGAAGAUACAGGACUUUGUACUGAAGGCCUCUAUCGUGUUAGUGGGAACAAAACUGAUCAAGACAACAUUCAAAAGCAAUUUGAUCAAGAUCAUAAUAUUAAUCUGGUAUCAAUGGAAGUGACAGUAAAUGCUGUUGCUGGAGCACUUAAAGCUUUCUUUGCUGAUUUGCCAGAUCCUUUAAUUCCAUAUUCUCUUCAUCCAGAGCUAUUAGAAGCCUCAAAAAUCCUGGAUAAGACAGAACGACUUAAUGCUUUGAAAGAGAUUUUGAAGAAAUUCCAUCCUGUUAACUAUGAUGUAUUCAAAUAUGUAAUAACACAUCUAAACAGGGUUAGUCAGCAAAAUAAAAUCAACCUUAUGACAGCAGACAACUUAUCCAUCUGUUUCUGGCCAACUCUGAUGAGACCUGAUUUUGAAAAUCGAGAGUUUCUGUCCACCACUAAAAUCCAUCAGUCUGUUGUAGAAACUUUUAUUCAGCAGUGUCAGUUUUUCUUUUACAAUGGAGAAAUUGUAGAAACUGCUAAUUCUGUGGCAUCUCAGCCACCUCCUUCAAAUACUGGACAGUUGGUGGAACCAAUGGUACCACUUCAGUUACCACCACCAUUGCAGCCUCAGCUAAUACAACCACAAUUACAAGCAGAUCCUCUUGGUAUUAUAUAAGUAGGAGAUGAUUGCAGGCAGCCUGGCAUUGAAAAGAAAACAAGCAAAGCUAGACAUGCAUGUUUCAGGGUACAAUAGUGUAUUUCACAUUUCUGACAAAUAAUUCAUGUUCAUACUGAGGGAACAUCUUUCUCUUAUAACUGUAUCAUAUUCCUUCUUCAUUUCCACUGCAGAUCAAGACCAUGUGAUAAGCAUGACUGGAGAGGUUUAAUUUUUUUAAACAAAAAUAACUAUAAAGUACAAAGCUACUGCUGCUGCAUGUAAUCUUAUUGCAAUCACUAUAUCAUUCCUUUGGCAAUUUCUGCCUCAAUAUAUUGUGAAUAAAAUUUUUCUAUAGAAAUUAAAUGAUUUAAAAACUCACAUUUAUGAAACAUUCAGUGCUUUUCAGCCUGCUUUAUGGCUGCUUUUUCUUUUAAUUUCAUGUGAUAUUUGGGCAACUUAAUUUCCAUUCAAACAUUAAAGCCCAGCUAUAGUUAUUUUAUAACGUCAAGUUACUUACAUCAAGCUUGGGGCAGUGUUGGAAAGAAGGAAAAAGUGCACUGUUGAAAUAUAUUACGUUCCUGCACCUUCCAUCUUCUGAGUAAACCUGUGGACAAUUCGAUGAGGGGUAGGGUAAACAUAGUUUUUAUUUCUUGUAGCACAAUACCAAGGACAUGCUUGUGGCAAAAGUGAAUUUAGAAUAUUGUGCAAAAAAAAUCAGAUGUCAUCUACUUAUUUCCUUAUGUUCCAUUAAUGAGAUAAACAUUUUGUAUCCUGUUAAUUCUGUAAACAAAUGCAUGUUUAAAAGAUCAUGGAUGGUCUUGUAAACUUAAUCUAAUAUAUUUUAGAUAUUUUAAUUUUUUCCCUCUUGGGGAAUACAUUUAGUGUGUAGAAAAUAGCUCAUGACAUUUUCAUAUAAGGUUAUGUAACUUUUCAUACAUAAGCAUAAAAUUUGUUGUAGUAAAAUUCUUUAAACCAAACAAUGUUUUAAUCUAGGACAUGAAUUUAAUCUGUUCUUUAAAAUCUAUUUUUAUGUGGCCCUUUAAAUAUAUACAAAAAUCCAUUGCUAAUAUAGCAAUAAAUACUUUGGGUACUGACUGCCUCUUUGGAGUGUAUAUAUAAAAUUACAAACUUGUAUUCAUAUUCUUUUCUGUGGUAUGUUGUACUAAAAUUUCAAAAUUACUUUUGCACCAUUUUUAUACAUUUUUUUCUUUGAUGUUGGUACCAAUUUUGCUGUAAAACAAUGCUGCUUUUUUCAUUUUAAAUAUUUUAUUAGUGAUAAUGCAACUUACAAAGUGAUAAAUUAUGGAUAAAUUUUCAGAAUUAGGCGGCUGUAAACUUUUUUGUUAGGCUUUUCUCGAGUUCUAUGAACACUAUGCCAUUUUUGUCUGGAAAGGAAAGAAUUCGGUUUGUUUUCAGCUGCUAGGGUACGUUUUUUGUGGUAAAAGAAAAGCUAUUUGGUUGUUGUAUUCUUCAUUCAUGAUGAAAUUUUAAGAUCGUCCUAUGUAUUAUAUAGUAAAUAGAUGAUUUUGAGAUUUAAAGUUCUUAAGAGUUUGAUUUGCUCCCUUUUCCUAAAAUAAAAAUUGCCUUUCCCAACUGUUAUGUCCUAGGUAUUGUACUUCUAAUUUUAACUUGGAUUAAUCAUUCUGAAUCAAGAUGUUGACAUGAACCAGGCUGCUGUUGAAGUACAUGUAUAUUAUAAAUUAUCUUAUGUGUUAUAUUCUUGCAAGUUAUUAUCUUUUCUAAGAAAACAAAAGCCCUAUUAUUCCUAUUGCAAAGCACACAGGAAUUGAGAAAGUACAAUAAUUUAAAAAACUGUCCAGUAAAUGUAGUAUUCUUAACUUGUUCUAUAUUACUUAUACCUGUUGUCUAUAUAGCUUUAAUUUAUAGCUGUCAGUUUAACAUUGGCAUGGAUAGCAAAAAAAAUUAAACUUUAAGAGUUUUAUAAACUGUUUCUAGGUUGCUAAAGAAUUUAUUUUUCUACUAUAUAUGGUAUAGACAAAGCAUCAAACUAUGUACAGGAAAAAAGCCUGACUAUUUCUUUUGGAAGUAGGCUAAAAGGAAAUUUUUCAACUGUCCAUAUCUUCAUAUUUAGUCUAAUAUAACUUCCUACUGUGAUGUGAAUCUCACUUUAUACUAUUUCUGUUUUUUGCUAUACUAGUAUAUAUAGUAAGCUAUGAUAAUUUAAAUUUCAUCUGCAUACAGUACCAUUUUUGUUAUGUUACAACUAGCAUUUACCAUUUUCCACAUUAACCACAUAAUACAGCUCUGAAAAAUUGACAUUAAUUUUUUCUUUUUAUUCUAUCAUAGACAUGACACUCACAGUGAGUCCAUCUAAAUACUCCCAUAGUUGGCCCAAUUAGCAAGUUUCACUAACAUUGAUUGAAAAUUAAGUAGCUACUUAAAACAAUAUAUAACUCUGAAUUACUUAUAUUGUUUUUGUCCAGAGCUUAGUUUUAUGUUUUAAGUAUUGAAAAGGUAUUUUAAGUAUUUGCUUUCCUCUGGAACAGCUGGAAGGCAAGGGGCAUAUUAUUAUAUGAAACGUUAGAAGAUUAAAAGAAGGGACUAAAUAAUCUCAUAUAUUUCAUCAGUAUCCAAAUUGGUGGGGGAAAGGAGCGUCACAAUGGACUUUUAACAAUUAAAUUUUAAGGAAAGUAAUGAAUAAAUUCACAAGAUAUAUGAAUUGCCAUUAUUUUCAUUAAUGCUUCCUAUGUCUAAUUGUUACACUAUUGGGCUUCAAGAGCCAUAUCUAGAUUAAGAUACAUAGGCUUAUUGCUACUCUGAUUUAUGCAUUCAGUAGAUAUAUCCAUUUGGGAAUCAAAUUAUAUGCCUUCAAGGUGAUUUAUAAUUAAUUUCUUUUUUAGAAAUAAAAUUCAUUUAAAAAUAAUUAGUCCAGGUACAGUGGAUUUUGGUUUUAAAUGGUAUUUGUUAAUAGUUUUGAACAUUUGUAAUGUAAAUACUGUAGGUGACAGCAGUCUGAUUUAGGUGAAAAGCAGCUUUUAUUUUCCAUCCUGUAUGUAAAUAAUGUGGACUUGCCUUUCCAUCUGAGGUACUGGAAUAUAAUUUCUAAUAUCUCUAAACUAUAAACAGAAGGAAACAAUUGGAAUAAGAACCUAGGCCUUAGCUUCCAUGGUGAUUUUAGUUUUUUUAUACAGUAAUAAUUGUGAUGCUAUUUGUCAACUGGAUAUAAAUAUAUAUAUAAUUUUAAAAAGUCAAAAGCGCUUUCUUUGUUUUUAAUUAAUGUAAUCAUGUGCUUCACCACCAACAGGAUGCUGCAGUGAAUAAAAUAUCAGUGAAGCUUAUUCUGUAUAAAGAAUGCUAAGAAUAAAA